Molecule: messenger RNA, 1656 nt
Organism: Pezoporus flaviventris
Lineage: Eukaryota; Metazoa; Chordata; Aves; Psittaciformes; Psittacidae
Gene: PSMD5
Product: proteasome 26S subunit, non-ATPase 5
Exons: 10
Coding region: 16-1530 (504 amino acids)
Biological process (GO): proteasome assembly
Cellular component (GO): cytosol
Source: RefSeq, a predicted model, not a curated record
GGAGGGCGCGCCAAGAUGGCGGAGGCGGUGUGGGAGCUGCUGGAGCGGGCGGCGCGGCGGGCGGCGCGGCUGGAGGAGCUGCGGGCCCUGCGCCUCGCCCUGCAGGCCGUGCCCCCCGCCGCCCUGCGCGCCCGCCUCAGCGCCGACCACCUCACAGCGCUCUUCGACCUGCUCGGCGUCAGUGACCGGGAGCAGGUGGCUGCGUGUGUUUCCAUCCUGGAGAGGCUCCUGCCGGCCCUGGACCCGGUCUAUGUGAUCCAGAACCUGAGGGAGGAACUUCAGAAAGGGCUGUUCCACCCCGAUGACUCCGUGAAAAUCCUCUCCAUAGCUCAGGUCGGGAGGAUUGUUGAAAAUUCAGAUGCAGUUACAGAAAUUCUCAACAGUCCUGAACUGUUAAGGCAAAUAAUAAAUUGCAUUGGUGGGGAGAGAAUAGCAGUGGCUAAAGAGGCCAUCAAAUCCCUCUCCAGAAUAGCACAGACACAAGAUGGUUUAGAGGCUUUGUUUGUGAGCAGUUUGUUGAGUGACUUGAAAAAUGUCAUGGCAACAAGUGACGUUGUUCGAUACCGAGUGUACGAGUUAAUUGUUGAGAUUUCUUCAGUGUCAGCAGAGUCCCUAAAUUACUGUGCAAACAGUGGAUUAAUAUCGGAGUUAAUUGGCGAGCUGACUGGAGAUGACAUGCUGGUCAGGGCUACAUGCAUAGAGAUGGUGACCUCGCUGGCCCAUACCCCACACGGGCGCCAGUAUCUUGCUCAGCAAGGAGUUAUCGAUAAAAUUUCCAACAUCAUUGUUGGAGCAGAGUCUGAUCCGUUCUCAAGCUUCUAUUUACCAGGAUUUGUUAAGUUUUUUGGGAAUCUGGCUGUUGUAGACAGUCCACAGCAGAUCUGUGAACGAUACCCGGUCUUCAUAGAGAAAGUAUUUGAAAUGGCAGAAAGUCAUGAUCCGACCAUGAUUGGAGUGGCUGUGGACACACUAGGCAUCCUGGGAUCAAAUGUGGAAGGCAAACAGGUUUUACAGAAAACCAGAAGUAGAUUUCAGAGUCUGUUGAGCAAAAUAGGGCACCAGGCAAAGAAUGCCCCCACGGAGUUACGCCUUCGAUGCUUGGAUGCGAUUUCCUCUCUUCUUUACUUGCCUCCAGAGCAGCAGACAGAAGACCUUUUAAGAAUGACUGAAUCCUGGUUCACAUCCUUGUCCAGCCAGCCACUGGAACUCUUCAGGAGCAUCAGUACUCAGCCAUUCCCUGAUCUCCACUGUGGGGCUUUACGGGUGUUUACUGCUAUUGCAAACCAACCAUGGGCCCAGAAGCUGAUGCUUGACAGUCCAGGCUUCGUGGAGUACAUUGUAGACAGAUCUGUGGAGCCUGACAAAGCCUCAAAGGAUGCCAAAUACGAACUGGUCAAGGCCCUUGUAAACUCUAAAACAAUUGCAGAAAUCUUUGGGAAUCAGUAUUACUUGAGGCUUAGAGCUUAUUUGCAUGAAGGCCCUUACUAUGUUAAGGCAGUUGCUACUACAGCUGUGGAAGGAGCAGAGUAAUGUCACUGGUGUCUUGGUUCCCCUUGCAAACCGUGUUACUGAAAUAGGUGUAAAGACUCCCCAUGCCGGAGUCUCUUUAAAUUGUCUCUUUAAAGGAACAUGAAGCACUUCAACUCUGAAAUGAAA